UGACGAUGCUGUUAAAAAUUGGUCGAUCAUUGUUUAUUUUUACGAUCGUGUAAUAUUCGUGUGAAGAAUUUACAACGACGUACGUGGUGGCGCUGUGUCCGUCGUCGUCCGUUGCAGACAGUUGUAAUGGUGAACGCGAGAGAGUUUGUCCGAAAAAUACAUACCAACAACGUACAUCUUAUGCGAUAUCAUGCGUGAUAUCAAAAUACUUGAAUACUUGAUCGUCGACAAAAAAGUGCAUUGGAUCGAUUGACUGAUAAUUCGAGGAAACACCAGAAGGUGAAGAAAAACACCCAGUUUUUAAAAUUUAUCCUCAAGAGUCGAAAGCUAAAAAAAGAGAGAGAAAGAGCUGAUGAGUUAUUGUCCUGAUACUGCAUCAUCAUUAUAUAUUAUCAUCAGCAUCCUUGUCGCGUUAAUCUGAGUAGGGUAAACAAUGAUCUGAUAAUAGAAAGUUAAAGACAAGAAAAGAUGUCAAACAGCAGUACGCCACAUGCCUCCUAUUACCUCGACCAGCAGGGCAGGCUUGUUGGAGUAGAGCCUAGCGGUAAUGUGAAUCCCAACGUGAGACGUUUGCCCAGUCUUGAGGAGGCUUUCAGGAGGCUCAGUUCAAGUUUGAGCAGGCAAGGUGAUCAUGGGACGCUGGAUUCAACCUUUGGUAUGUUUGUGUGCUUUUUGUUUUCAGAUGACUUAACAGGUAACACCACAUCAGAUGUGACAGAUCAAGAUUUGUCAUCUGACAUAACCGAUGGAGCAUCAUCUCCUAAUCAGACGACAGCAAGCAUUCCACAACUGAGUUCUGAUGAAGACAAAAGGUACUGUUGGGUGUGUUUUGCAACAGACGAGGAUGACAUUACUGCGCCAUGGGUAAAACCUUGUCACUGUCGGGGCACGGCAAAAUGGGUGCACCAGCGUUGUAUUCAACGCUGGGUCGAUGAGAAACAAAAGGGACGCGCCAAUACUCACGUCGCUUGCCCGCAGUGCAAUACAGAGUAUAUCAUAGUAUAUCCCAAUAUGGGCAUGCUGGUGGUAAUCCUUGAUACGAUCGAUGGUUUAAUCUUCCGAGUUUGUCCGUUAAUCGCGGCGGGCAUUGUUGUAGGCUGUGUAUACUGGACGGCAGUUACGUACGGUGCCGUAACUGUGAUGCAAGUGAUUGGCCAUAAAGACGGUUUAUCGCUCAUGGAGCAGGCGGAUCCUCUAGUUCUUCUCGUUGGCUUGCCCACUAUCCCUAUUAUGCUUGUUCUGGGCAAGAUGCUCGAUUGGGAGGACCAGGCGCUUAACUUUUACCGGCGACAUGCUUGUAAAAUCCCGUUUCUGAAACGCUUCGUUAAAGUACAGACUACUUGUCCUGAGGAAGAAGUAGCACAAUCUCAAGAUAUUCCUCCAAUGACUGAUCCGGUCUCAGCUACAAGAGUAUUAUGUGGAGCCUUGCUUUUACCUACAAUUGCCACUAUCUGUGGAAGAAUAUUUUUUUAUAGUAUACACUCAAACUUCCAGCGAACCUUAUUGGGUGGUGUAGCUUUUAUCACUAUCAAAGGAGCUUUCAAAAUUUACCACAAGCAGCAACAAUACAUAAGACAACGUCAAAGGCGCAUAAUGGAUUACACUGACGCCAAUGUAGCGAUGUACAGUAGACAAAGGAGUUCUGAGACUCAGACUAAUUGAAGAAGUUUAUUAUACAUAAAUCUUGCGGGAUACAAUAAAAUAGUUGAGAAUAAAAAGUAUGCAGACGAUCCUGUUAAACAAUUUCUAGCAUGGUAUUAAAGAAUAUACUUUGUUCUCUUGUCAAAUUUUAGUUAGGGACGGUAAACUUAAAUUUAGGUGCAGGAAUUUUUUUUCCAAACAAAGUGAAUAUAUUUUGAUUAGAAAUUUUUUUAUUGCUUAAAAGCUUUUGAGGAAUUUCUUAGGUAGGUCUAAUUAAAAUUUUUAAAGAAUUCUCUUUACCAGAAAGUUUAAAUAUACAAGUAAAAUCUUUGAAACAACAUUUCUAUAUGAUAUAUAAAUGUCAAAAUUGUUUAAAUUCGUUUUAUCUAUUUAAAUCAAUUGUAAUUGUAUGACUUACUUUACUAAGUAACUCAUGUUUUGCUCUUUACUAUUAUUUUUAAGAAGGGGAUACUCAUUGAUGUAUAAAUAAGAAAUUGCGAAAAGCUAGGCGGUCUUGUAAAUUGUGAAAAGAAAAUAUUUCUAUGACGAAAAGGCCAAUUUUAUUAGGAUUCAACGUUGUCCUGGAUUGCACAAUGUUUACAAUUUUUUCAUGUAUAAAGCGAGUAUAUUUUUCUUAGUUGCCAAAACAGUUUUUAAAAAAUGUUCAAAG
Molecule: messenger RNA, 2311 nt
Organism: Copidosoma floridanum
Lineage: Eukaryota; Metazoa; Arthropoda; Insecta; Hymenoptera; Encyrtidae
Product: E3 ubiquitin-protein ligase MARCHF5
Molecular function (GO): zinc ion binding
Source: RefSeq, a predicted model, not a curated record